UAAAGACUGUUGCAGCCAAGAAGACAAAACAGGUUAGUCCAUAGCGCACCAAAACACAUUGUUAUAAAUGCUUGUCUGCCGGCACUAGCACACUCAGAAGAAACUCCCGAAAGGAAGUAUCGAAAAUGAAGCUAACCUCAGCGUUCCUGUUUUUGUGGCUGGUGAUGCUGUUUGAGUGCCAGGGCCGGACAGUGUCCAGGUGCGAGCUGCGCGACAAGCUGCGGGAGCGAAUCACCCUCACAGAGAGCACAAAGAACUUCACCGACGUUGUCCUAGCAAUGCUUGUUUGCCACAUCGAAAGGCUCUCUAAAUUAGAAACCAGCACUGUACACAUCUGUGGUCACCGUGCCACCCCCACCACCACCACAGGCUCCACGACAGCAGCAAAUGAAAUCAACCUAAGCAACGAAACAGUCAGCUCUACCAAGAACCCCAAUAAUAAUGAGACGAGCAGUGAUGGCGGCCAAGAUGAGGUAGAAGAGGAAGAAGGAAUGGAAGAGGUAGAACCUUCAGUUGAAGAACAGGAAGAACCUUCAGCUGAUGGAGAGGAGGAAGAAGAUGACCAACCUUUACCUGAGGAAGAACCAUUUGACCAGUUUUGUGGUGAAGUUUAUGACGAGGAAGGCGAAUACUUUUACCAUGAAAAGGAAUACAAUGUCCGACUGGACAACUGGAGGAAGUUGAUGGAGAUGCUGAAUGAACAAGAGAACGAUUUUGACGAAGAUAAGCUGAAUGAGGCUGAUGAUAAAUUCAGCGCCGAUGAUAACGACAACGUUGAACACCCGAAUUUUGUCAAGGAAUGGUCGGUGGGCUACCAUGGCCUCUUCCAGCUCUCAGACAGCUACUUCUGCCAGUCACCGGCUCGAUACAGUGCGAACAACUGUACGAGCAACUGCAGCGCGUUCACCGAUGAUGACAUCACAGACGACCUGGAUUGCUUCAUCGACAGUGGUUACUGGCUGUGCGCGCUGAGGUCAGUGGGAUUCAAAUGCUACCAAGAGCCCGACGACUUCUUCAGCAAAUGCAACUAAGUCUUCAUCUGCUACUCUCUUACUUAAUUAAUGAGAAAAACAAAUUACAAAUGCUGCCUUUCCCAAUUCAUACUAGUCUUUGAGCUCAGUAUUAUCUUGAUAAAACUGACGCUACAAUGUAUGUUGUCUGCUUGAUUUGUGCUCAACGACCCACGUGACAUCAGUCGCCGUCGCAAAGCACCCUUUGAAAACUUGUUUAAUCUGUCAAAAUGAAUCAUUAAAGUCACUCUU
Molecule: messenger RNA, 1262 nt
Organism: Corythoichthys intestinalis (scribbled pipefish)
Lineage: Eukaryota; Metazoa; Chordata; Actinopteri; Syngnathiformes; Syngnathidae
Exons: 5
Coding region: 126-1031 (301 amino acids)
Source: RefSeq, a predicted model, not a curated record